GAGAGGCGAAGCAGAGCGCAGCGGUCAUGGGGUGGCUCAGCCUGCCGUCGUUCCUGCGCUGCGGCAACAAGGAGGAAUUCACAUUAUCCACUGAGAAAAUUGCCGAUAAAGACGAUGAGAAUUCUGAACGGGGAAACUGGUCAAGUAAAACGGACUACCUCCUCUCUAUGGUUGGCUAUGCUGUCGGCCUGGGCAACGUGUGGCGGUUUCCAUACCUGACCUAUCAGAAUGGCGGAGGAGCCUUCUUGAUACCAUACACCAUCAUGCUGGCACUGGCUGGACUGCCUUUGUUCUUCUUGGAAUGUUCCCUUGGGCAGUUUGCCAGCUUGGGACCGGUUUCCGUGUGGAGGAUUCUCCCCCUUUUCCAAGGAGUGGGAAUCACAAUGGUGAUCAUCUCAACCUUUGUGACCAUUUAUUACAACGUCAUCAUUGGCUACAGUCUCUACUAUCUCUUUGCCUCCUUCCAAAGUGUGCUCCCUUGGACAGAAUGCGACCCAGCUUGGGCUGACCCAAUGUGCAGCAAGACACCAAAAGGACAUUGCAAUAUAACGGGUCCACAUCACUCCAUUAUACCUGUCAAUUACACUUGGGCCAUGAGCAACAACCAGUCUUGCAUCAAUGGAUCCUUAGUGUUUGAGAACACCCAGGUUCCGAGCGAACAGUACUGGAACAAACAGGUCCUUCGGCGAUCAGACGGACUGAACGACACUGGAGAGAUCGUAUGGUACCUAGCCCUCUGCCUUCUCCUUUCCUGGCUGAUCGUUGCAGUGGCCUUGUUCAAAGGGAUAAAGUCUUCAGGAAAGGUUGUCUACUUCACAGCCAUCUUCCCCUACGUCGUCCUGGUUAUAUUGUUGGUACGCGGCACAACGCUGGAAGGCGCUCGAGAGGGCAUCGAGUAUUACAUUGGGUCUCAAUCUAAUUUCACCAAACUCACGGAGGCAGAGGUCUGGAAAGAUGCGGCAACCCAAAUUUUCUUCUCUCUGUCUGUUGCAUGGGGCGGGUUGGUCGCCCUCUCCUCAUACAAUAAAUUCAACAAUAACUGCUAUUCGGACGCCAUUUUUGUCUGCGUGGUCAACUGCCUCACCAGCGUCUUCGCUGGCUUUGCCAUCUUCUCCAUCUUGGGACACAUGGCCUUCACGGCAGGCAAGAAAGUCUCAGACGUAGUAGAUUCAGGUUUCGACCUGGCGUUUGUUGCCUAUCCAGAGGCUCUUUCCAAGCUACCGGUCGCUCCUCUCUGGUCCUUCCUGUUCUUCUUCAUGCUUUUGCUCUUGGGUCUCGAUUCCCAGUUUGCUACCAUAGAGACCAUCACAACCACCAUUCAAGAUAUCUGUCCCAAACUAAUGAAGAAAAUGAGGAUUCCAGUGACCCUGGGUCUGUGCAUGCUGUUGUUUCUGCUUGGCCUUGUGUGUGUCACCCAGGCAGGAAUUUACUGGGUCAACCUGGUGGACCAUUUCUGUGCUGGCUGGGGGAUCCUUUUUGCAGCUGUCCUUGAGCUGGCAGGAAUUUGCUGGAUUUAUGGCGGAAACCGAUUUAUCCUAGACAUAGAAAUGAUGAUCGGAAAGAAAAGCUUCUUCUUCUGGAUAUGGUGGAGAACGUGCUGGUUUUUCAUCACUCCUUGUCUUCUGCUUGCAAUUUUGGUUUGGUCUUUGGUCACUUUUGAACCCCCGAAGUACGGCAGCGUAGAAUACCCCGGUUGGGGUUCUGCGGUCGGCUGGUGUAUGAUCUCAUUCUGCCUGAUUUGGAUCCCCGUCAUGGCCGGUUACAAAAUAGCCAAAGCACAAGGGAGUUUGUGGCAGCGUAUUGUCACCUGCUGCAGGCCCCAACCCAACUGGGGUCCCGCCCUGCAGUGCCAUCGCGGGGAAAGGUACAGCCACAUGGUCGACCCGGAGAAGGAACACGAUAUGGAGAUCCCAACCGUGGAUGGCUACAUACACAAGCUGGACUGA
Messenger RNA from Elgaria multicarinata webbii, 1946 nucleotides. It is a transcript of the gene SLC6A14, whose product is annotated as solute carrier family 6 member 14. Gene Ontology annotation, cellular component: plasma membrane. The record is from RefSeq and is a predicted model, not a curated record. Gene Ontology annotation, molecular function: glycine:sodium symporter activity. The transcript is spliced from 14 exons. Gene Ontology annotation, biological process: sodium ion transmembrane transport; synaptic transmission, glycinergic; glycine import across plasma membrane. The coding region runs from base 27 to 1946 and encodes 639 amino acids. NCBI's taxonomy places the organism in Eukaryota, Metazoa, Chordata, Lepidosauria, Squamata, Anguidae.